AUGACCGAUUCGUUAACUAGAAAGCGAGGGUCGCUAAAGAGCUCCCUAACAAAUUUUGUUAAACACGUAGAUAGUAAGAAAGACCUAGAUAAACUGAGUGAAACCGACCUGAUCCAGCUAGAAGAAAGAUUAGAUCGCGUGAAAAUAGUAUUUGAUGAGUUCGAGGAGGUGCAAAACCAUAUAGAAUUGGCAGCCUCCGAAGAAGCUCUCCAGAAGGAAUAUGAAAUUAGGGCCACCUUCGAAGACACUUAUUAUAAUUACCGGUCUAUUGCCAAGUCCCUGUUAGCAAGUAAAGUAAUUGUGGACUUCAACAGUCAAAUCUCUUCAAGAAAUUCCGCAGUGUCAGAGACAGGUAGUCCUACCAGUAUUUUAAGUGGAGUUAAAUUGCCAGUUAUUGCCCUUCCCAAGUUCCAGGGAAAAUAUGAAAAUUGGUUAGAGUUCAGAGAAACUUUCGAGUCUUUAGUUCAUAGCAAUGAGUCUCUGAGUUCGAUUCAGAAGUAUCAUUACCUUAGAGCCUCCCUAGAGGGAAGUGCAGCCCUUGUAAUCAAAGCAGUUGAAUUCACAAGUGCAGGUUACACAGUAGCUUGGCAAGUUUUAUGCGAUAGAUAUAAUAAUACUAGACUAUUAGUUCAUAAUCAUAUCAAAUUAAUCUUCGGUUUAGAGUCUAUAACAAAGGAAAGUUCUUACAAGUUGCGUAAAUUAGUCGAUGAUCUGUCCAAGCAUUUGCGCUCACUAGAACAAUUGGAACAGAACACAAAAAAUUGGGACCCAUUAUUGAUUUUUCUAGCAUCAAGCAAGUUAGAUGCUAAAACACUUAGUGAAUGGGAAAAGCAUUCCUUAUCGUGUGAUAACCCGACGUUAGAAAACUUACAAACCUUUUUGCGCAACCGUGCAGAUUUAUUAGAAACCCUUGAAUUUAAAAGCGGUUCCAGUAGGUACGUGGCAGAUGAAAACAAAAGGAAAGAUUUCCGACAAAGUUCCAAAUCCCUAGUUUCCAAUAAUUCUACGGCUUUGUCAUGUUUCUUCUGCAAAGAUUCUCACUCGAUUUAUAAAUGUGAAUCAUUUUUAGGUUUGUCAUUGGAAAAAAGAAUAGAGUUUGUUAAACAGGCCAAUCUCUGUAAUAUUUGUCUACUGAAUAACCAUUCGAGCAAAAAAUGUAGGUCCGGUCCUUGUAAAAAAUGCAAAGCUUGGCAUAACACUCUUUUACAUCCUGAAAAUGAAUACACAGCGGUUACCAAAGAAAGCGGCUCAAGUUCGAAUAACGUAAACUCUUUAGCCAGUGGCGUAGACGUCCUCAAUAAUCACACAGUGUUAUUGUCUACAGCAAAGGUUAUAGUUUUUGACGAGUCCAAUCAACCCGUUUCGGUACGUGCACUGUUAGACUCUGGAUCGCAAUCAAGUUUCAUCACGGAUAGUUUGCGUCAGCGUUUGGGUAUAUCAACAAGCAACGCAAGCUUAAACGUUCUAGGUAUCUCAGGCAAUAUUUCAAAAAUCAAAGAGAAAUGCGUAGUAGAUCUAAACUCUCGGUAUGGUAAGUUUAAAGCGAGUGUUAACUGUUUCGUUCUUUCUAAUAUCACCAGUAUGACUCCAGCGUGGGGGUUUGAUGUUAGUUCGUUAAAAAUUCCUAGUGAUCUGCAACUGGCGGAUCCCGAAUUCAAUAAGCCCGCUCCCAUCGAUAUGCUUAUCGGAGCAGAGUUGUUCUGGGAAAUCAUCAAGCCUAAUAAAAUUUCGUGCGGUAGGAACAAGCCAGUAUUACAGGACACGGUAUUUGGUUGGAUCGUCUCCGGUCGCGUUAGUAAUGAUAACAACGUUCGCAACACUUCAUGUCACUUGAGCACAAAUCAAGAGUUAUGUAGAAUACUGUCGAAGUUUUGGGAAACCGAAGAGUGCUCCGUUGUCAAGCCUUGGUCACGCGAAGAAAUUGAAUGCGAAACAAUCUUUGAACAAACCACUCGUAGAGACUCUUCUGGGCGUUUCAUAGUCACUCUUCCUCUAAAGCAACAUCCUAGCUGUUUAGGCGAAUCACGUAGUCAAGCACAGAAGUUGUUCCAUAGUACCGAACGAAAACUAAGCAAAAACGAAUCGCUUAAAAUUCUCUAUACAAAUUUCCUCUCAGAGUACAUAGACCUCAAUCAUAUGAGUUUAGCUGAAGAGCAGAUAAACGAUGAUGUAUGCGAAUAUUUCAUGCCGCAUCACGGAAUUUUACGGGAAAACAGCAAGACUACACGUUUAAGAGUAGUUUUCAAUGCGUCAUUUCCUACCAGUAACGGAAUCUCUCUUAACAAUAUCCAGUAUAUCGGUCCAAUUUUGCAAGAAGACUUGUUGUCAAUCAUCUUGAGAUUUAGACAGCACAAGUACGUUAUUUCAGCAGAUUGCGCUAAGAUGUACCGACAAGUGCUCAUCGAACCUAGUCAGCGAAACCUUCAAAAAAUAUUAUGGCGUGAUAGUCCCGACCAGCCGCUGAAAUCAUAUACGCUAAACACGGUAACCUAUGGUCAGGCAUGUGCGAGUUACUUAGCAAUUCGUUGCCUUUUCGAACUAGCAAAAGUGUGUCAAGACAGCCAGCCAUACAUUGCGGAAAUCAUUCGCCGAGAUUUCUAUGUAGACGAUUUGCUUACAGGCGCUGAUACUAUUGAGCAUGCGCAGAGCAUUUGCGCUGAAGUUUCAUCUGUUUUACUAAGCGGGUGCUUUGAAUUAAGAAAGUGGUAUUCCAAUGAACCAGAAGUUCUAGCUAAUAUAGAUAGCAAGGAUUCUCCUUGCGGGAUCAUAGAGUUCGGUCCUGGGGAAAACGCGAAAACGUUAGGAUUAACCUGGUCGUGUCACAAUGAUGAGCUAUUGUACACGUUAGAGAAUCUCGAUGUCGGAAGUAGAUGCACCAAGAGGCUCAUUUUAUCCGUAAAUGCUAAAAUAUUCGACCCCUUGGGAUUAGUCAGUCCGUCAAUCAUCAUCACCAAAAUUCUGAUGCAAAGUUUAUGGCUCGAGAAGUUAGGAUGGGAUGAUGCGUUGCCCAGACAUCUAGCCGAUAGAUGGUUCAGAUUUUUAAACGAUCUGCCGAAUUUAGAGAAAAUUUCAAUAUCACGACGAGUAGUUUGCGACAACCCUCAACGUAUCGAGUUGCAUGGAUAUUGCGAUGCAAGCGAGCGUGCGUUCGGUGCAUGCUUGUACGUAAGAAGCAUCGACGUCGAGGGUAAGAUACAUGUCCAUUUGUUGACUGCUAAAAGCAAGGUGGCACCUAUUAAAACAAUAAGUGUGCCAUGUUUAGAGUUAUGCGGCGCACUAGUUCUUUCUCGAUUAGCGGACAAAGUUAAAAAAUCAAUGACACUCAAGUUUGACGAAUGUUUUUUAUGGAGCGACUCACAAAUCGUUCUUGCUUGGAUAAGCGCGAGUCCCAGUUCGUUGAAAGUUUUCGUCGCCAAUAGAGUUGCAGAAAUUCAGGGUUUAACUGCUAAUUGCGAGUGGCGUUAUGUACCUACGCGCGACAAUCCCGCAGACUUAGUAUCGAGAGGGCUCUAUCCAAGCGAGUUGUUGGAAUCACAACUUUGGUGGCGCGGACCGACCUGGUUGUGCCUAGAAAAAGGCAAUUGGCCGAAUCAUACUUAUGCAGUUGUCAACUUGCCGGAGCUAAGGCAGCAAACAUGCGUCGCUAUUAAAGAGUGUCAGGAAACCUUAUUUCCUUUCGAGAGAUUUUCAAGUUAUACCCAUUUGCUGAGAACGGUUGCUUACAUGUUGCGAUUUGCCAAAAACUGUAGAACGUUUCAGACUGAGCGAGUUUUCGGAUGUUUGUCUAAACAAGAGCUGAAUCGCGCUCGCACAAUUUUAUUGAAAAUAUCACAAAUUCAAUCCUUUCCCAGAGAAGUGUCUGAUCUAUCCCAACAUCGAAAAAUAAAUGGCAAGAGCAAAUUGUUAAGUUUGACUCCGUUUUCCGAUUCUGCUGGCCUUAUACGCGUCGGCGGCCGCUUAGAAUAUUCCGAUUUGAGUUUCAACAAAAAGCAUCCUAUAGUUUUGGAUUGCGCACAUCAUUUAACCAAACUGUUGUUUUCUUAUGAGCAUCUUCGCAACCAACACGUGGGUCCUCAUAGCUUGCUAGCCUUUAUAAGGGAAGAGUUUUGGCCUAUCGGCGGUAGAAAUAUGGCGCGCUCAAUCGUGAGGAAAUGCAUACGGUGCGCAAGACACAGAGGAGAAACAGUUCAGCCCUUGAUGGGAAAUUUACCGCGAGAAAGAAUCGUUCCAUCUCCUCCAUUUAGCUGCGUCGGUGUCGACUACGCAGGUCCCUUCAUUAUACGUCAUGGUUUAAGUAGAGGUCGCGGCGGCAAAUUGGAUUAUUUAUCUGCUUUGCUACAAAGGCUGUGCAUCUCGAAUUAA
Molecule: messenger RNA, 4362 nt
Organism: Coccinella septempunctata (seven-spotted ladybird)
Lineage: Eukaryota; Metazoa; Arthropoda; Insecta; Coleoptera; Coccinellidae
Exons: 1
Coding region: 1-4362 (1453 amino acids)
Biological process (GO): proteolysis
Molecular function (GO): aspartic-type endopeptidase activity
Source: RefSeq, a predicted model, not a curated record